Nicrophorus vespilloides is the source of this 1064-nucleotide messenger RNA. RefSeq lists its product as uncharacterized. Bases 108 to 1028 code for a protein of 306 amino acids. NCBI's taxonomy places the organism in Eukaryota, Metazoa, Arthropoda, Insecta, Coleoptera, Silphidae. The record is from RefSeq and is a predicted model, not a curated record. The transcript has 6 exons.
UUGGACGACGUCCCGACGCUAAAACAGUUAGUACCGAACUCACCAGUCGCCGCUCACGACUCGCAAACUAAACACUUAGCACGAACGAGACAUAGAAAAAAGCCAAAAUGUUUAAGAAUCACCUCGAGAUGAUUGGUCGAAAUGAAACGGCCUCGAAGAAAGCCAAGUUCUGGCAAUCCUUCGUAAGGUCCCUUAAAGGAUCUGAUGAUAUCAGAGCUAACGAUAGCUACUCUAGGAGCCCAAAGGGCAUCUACAGGCCAAUCUCUGACUACCCAGAGUUUGGAUCCACGUGGCCGUACGGCAAAUCCAUCUACGACGACCCAAUCCACGCCGCCGAACGCAUCAAUGUACCUGGAUACAGAUACGAUCCUCUUCAUCGUAACACCUAUGGAUACACUCCACGUGAUAUCUAUCCUCAUAACUACGGUUCCCUCGAUAGGUACAGACCCGUGUUCCACGUUUCCAAGAGCAAACCAUUCGACGCCGAUCAAGCUUGGAGGGAUCACAUCGAUCGCGUCUUGAAGAGAGAACCAAGCCACUACCACACCACCUAUCCAUUCAGCCGUUAUCCACUCUAUUUGGUUUAUAGCAAGAGACCUCAGCUUCCGAAACCAGAGUACAACCCUCACCAGGACUGGCUCAACUCUUUGGACCGUCUGAACUUGAUCGACAGACUCAACCACUACUGGCCAAGAUCUCUUUCGCCUACUCCAAUCAAGGCUGGUGAAUGGGGACCUCGUCCAUCUGAAGUUGGAUACAACUAUGCCGGACAACCAAUCUUCUCCCUUGGUGGUUUCCGCCCAAGUAAGAGCAUAUUUGACGAUCUUAUCAACCCUUCUCCCUACCUUCCCAUGUCUUCUAUCGCUCGCGAUCCUUGGUGGCAUUUCUGGCCGUCUCUACGUCCAUACCGCCCUUACAGCAGCUGGGGCAGGUCACCUUUCUGGCUGAGGGACUCUUAUCUCUCCCCAGUCAAGAGGACUUACCUCUGGGACAAGCACCCCAUCAGACCAUUCUCUGCCGUCUAUUAAAUGGCAAUGGAUUCAACAACAUGCGGCCUGACUGGU